Esox lucius (northern pike) is the source of this 2065-nucleotide messenger RNA. RefSeq names its product kinesin-like protein klp-3. Bases 1 to 2049 code for a protein of 682 amino acids. The transcript is spliced from 12 exons. The record is from RefSeq and is a predicted model, not a curated record. Gene Ontology annotation, molecular function: ATP binding; microtubule motor activity; microtubule binding. Gene Ontology annotation, biological process: microtubule-based movement. Lineage: Eukaryota; Metazoa; Chordata; Actinopteri; Esociformes; Esocidae.
AUGGGCAGUGGGGCUUCAAUGAGGGAAGUGAAAAAUGGUGAUAAUCUGCUAGGGCAAGCUGAGAGAGACUCAGGGGACGUUUCAGUGAAUGCUGCUGAUGGAAGGUAUGGUUCGCGCCUGCGCCCUUUCACCUCUCCUGGAACUGCAUCUAGUCAGUCAGCCGCUAAAUGUGUGGUGAUGGACAACAGCAGUCAACAGGAGGUGACUAGUGAGCAAGCUGUCACAGAGGACGACUGGGCCAGUGGAAUUUACAUCCAGGGCAAAGGCACAGUCAUGACCAAUAUGUUUGAGGAAAAGGCAAAAGUCUGCAAAUACCUUGACGCUGAAUCUGGCCUGUGGGUCCUACUACCGCUACAGUGGGAGAUGAACAUUGACUUUGUAAGCGAGAGGAUCAAACAAGUGAUGGGUGCUCUGCCAGGCCUAGUGGAUCAGAAGGAGAUUACUGCAGCCCUGAGACAGUGUAACUACGACCCUGACAAGGUCAUCUCUGUCUACCUCACAACCUUUGGAGAUGUCCUCUUCCGGCCUUCUGCUGUGGAGCAGAACCACAGUGAGCUCAACCUCUUCAGAUCCCAUUCGGAGAAGGACAGUGUGAUUGAGGACCUAAGACAGAACCUCCAGACCGAAGAGAAGGAAGCAGAGAACCAAUUCCAGAGAAACAGCAACCUCGCACACGAGGCUCUCUACCUGUCUGACAUGGUCCAGCACCUCAACCAGAGAGUGGCUGAGCUGGAGGCAGAGCAGCAGGAUAACCUGGAGAAGAUCACAGCUCUGCUGAAUCACAGACCCCCGCUUUCUACACCGCCCACAAGGCCUGCCUCCACACCAACCCCCAAACCGACCAUGGACCUCAGGCAGCUACACCAGGUAAGCCGUCUCACCCGGGAGCUAAGCUGUUCCAACAAGCAGCUGCGCUCUGUGGUGCAUCAGACCCUGGCUGACAUUCAGAACCAGGUAGAGGAGGCAGUCGGGGCGUUGGAGGAGCUGAGGUGCCUCUACAGGAUGGAGGUCCUGGAGAGGAGGGCCCUGAACAACGAGCCGCUGGAGCUCCACGGGAACAUCCAGGUGUUCUGCCGCUUUAGGCGGCUCUCUGGGGGACUCUCCUGCCUGGACACAGCCUCAGACCAGGAGCUGCUGGUUCACAACAAGGGAACCACAAAGAAGUUCACAUUUGAUAAAGUCUACCCCUCCAAUACUACACAGGAGGAGGUGUUUGAAGGGGCCCUCCCCAUAAUAACAUCCUGUGUGGUUGGAUAUAAAGUCUGUAUUCUGGCCUAUGGUCAGACAGGCUCUGGGAAGACUUACACCAUAACAGGUACCAAAGACGAACCUGGACUAAAUAUUAGAUCCAUCAGAGAGCUGCUGCGCAUGUGUAAAGGAAAAGAGAACAUGGCUUACAAUCUCAAGAUAUCCAUGUUGGAAAUCUACAAUGACAGCCUGAAUGACCUCCUGUCUGUGAACCCCACCGGUCCCUUAGAGGUCCGGACCCAGGGUAAGGUCAUCAGUGUGCCAGGGCUGACCCACAUCGAGGUGAGGACGGAGGACGACAUCCUGAACGCCAUGGAAAUGGUGGACAAGAACAGGAAGAUUGGCUCCACCAAAAUGAACAGAGAAAGCUCGCGCUCUCACCUGAUGCUCACCCUGUCAGUGGAGGGGACAGACAGUGUCUCUGGACUGACAUCUUGUGGCACCCUGACUGUGUGCGACCUGGCCGGUCCUAAGCACAUCUCCAAGACAGAGGCCAAAGGACAAAGUCUGGUGGAGGCAGCAGCCAUCAACAGGUCCCUGACAUCCUUGAGACAGGUUUUUACUGCCCUGAAAAGUAACGCCCCCCACGUGCCCUUUAGAAACUCUAAACUAACACACCUCCUUCAGCCGUACCUCAGCGGAGACGCCCAGUGCUGUGUGUUUGUGAAUGUGAGUCCUGAUGUGAACCAUGUGGUAGACACCCUGAACACGCUGCAGUUUGGAUACAACCUAAGACAGAUAGCCCUGGGAAAGAUCACGCAACACAUCAAUCCCGCUAAGAACACCAAGGCUGACAAAUAAGCACGAGACGACAAAU